AUGGCGGCGGCGGCGGCGGGCGGCGGCGCGGCGGGGGGGGCCCCGGGCCGGCUGGCGGUGGACGCCAUCGCGGCGCAGCUGCUGCGGGACCAGUACGUGCUGACGGCGCUGGAGCUGCACACCGAGCUGCUGGAGAGCGGCCGGGAGCUGCCGCGCCUCCGGGACUACUUCUCCAACCCGGGCAACUUCGAGCGCCAGAGCGCCGCCGGACCCCAGGCCCCGCCCGUCCUGCCCGCCCUGCCCGCGCACGCCGCGCAGCCCCCGCAGCCCGCGCUCCCGCACCCCCGGGACCCCGCCGCCAACGCCGCCGCACCGCACCUCAAUAGAACUGGAAGCAUCAGUACCCUUGAUUCCUUAGACUUUGCAAGAUAUUCGGAUGAUGGAAACAGGGAGACCGAUGAGAGAGUGGCUGUCCUGGAGUUUGAACUACGGAAAGCCAAGGAGACCAUUCAGGCCCUCCGAGCCAAUCUGACACAGGCUGCAGAAAAUGAAGUUCCUUUACAGGAACGAAAAAAUUACAAAUCGAGUCCUGAAAUUCAGGAGCAAAUCAAACCUCUUGAAAAAAGAGCUCUAAACUUCCUAGUGAAUGAAUUUUUAUUGAAGAAUAAUUACAAACUCACGUCAAUAACUUUUUCCGACGAGAACGAUGACCAGGAUUUUGAAUUGUGGGAUGAUGUAGGAUUGAACAUUCCUAAGCCUCCAGACUUGCUCCAACUCUACCGCGACUUUGGAAAUCAUCAAGUAUCUGUGAAAGAUCUUGUAGAUGUGGCAAGUGGGGUGGAAGAAGACGAAUUGGAGGCCGUCACUCCGGGUCUGGGCAGCGGCAGCAUCCCUGUGUUGGAAUCCCCUCAGUCUGUAGAGAAUUGUUUGCUGGUGCAGAAAUUAGAAGAUAAAAUCAGCUUACUAAACAGUGAGAAAUGGUCUUUAAUGGAACAAAUCAGAAGACUUGAGAGUGAAAUGGAUUUCCUCAAAAGUGAAAAUGUUCCUCUUCCAAUGGCUUAUGACUCAGUUUCACACUCAGUGGACCAAGUGUGUCUCAAAGUCUCCGAAGAAAACGGCCAGAACCUAGAUGUGAAGAAUUCAGGGAGUAGAAGUAAAAAUGGGAAAACUGAGGAUAUUCAUCUCUCCGUACCUGAAGAAGCUAAUUCUGGUUCACCUAAAGAGGAAGCUCAAAAUUCCCUUCCCCAGAAAGAAAGGGAAAGAAUGUCGUCUUGUUCUCCGUCGCACAAGGAAGCGGUUCACUUUAAUAAACCCAAUAGGAAGUUGUCACCCGCUUUCCACCAAGCACUGCUCUCUUUUUGUCGGAUGUCAGCCGAAAGUCGUUUGGGAUCAGAGGUGUCCCGGAUUGCAGACAGUGAAAAAAGUGUCAUGUUAAUGUUGGGACGUUGCCUUCCACACAUCGUUCCUAAUGUGCUGCUUGCAAAGAGAGAGGAAUUGAUCCCGCUCAUCCUGUGUACGGCCUGCCUCCAUCCUGAGCCCAAGGAGAGGGAUCAGCUCCUGCACAUCCUGUUCAAUUUGAUCAAGCGGCCAGAUGACGAACAGAGACAGAUGAUACUGACCGGUUGUGUGGCAUUUGCCCGUCACGUUGGACCAACUCGCGUAGAAGCUGAGCUCCUACCACAGUGCUGGGAACAGAUCAAUCACAAGUACCCAGAACGCCGGCUCCUGGUGGCCGAGUCCUGCGGCGCAUUAGCCCCCUACCUGCCGAAAGAAAUCCGGAGCUCCCUGGUCCUGUCCAUGCUCCAGCAGAUGCUAAUGGAAGACAAGGCGGAUUUGGUGCGAGAAGCUGUGAUUAAAAGCCUGGGCGUUAUCAUGGGCUACAUUGACGAUCCAGACAAGUACCAACAGGGUUUUGAGCUGCUCCUCUCAGCGCUGGGUGAUCCUUCCGAGAGAGUCGUCAGUGCCACCCACCAGGUGUUCUUGCCCGCCUACGCUGCCUGGACCACUGAACUUGGAAACUUACACUCCCACCUUAUUCCUACACUACUAGGCAAGAUUGAAAAGCUUCUCAGGGAAGGAGAGCCCGGGCUGGACGAACACAAACUCCACAUGUACCUGUCUGCCUUGCAGUCCCUGAUUCCCGCACUCUUUGCUUUGGUGCUCCAGAAUGCGCCCUUCUCUGGCAAAGCCAAGCUCCACGGUGACGGACCCCAUAUAGAAGUGACUAGAUUCCCUCGGCCAGUUUCGCCUCUUCAGGACGUGUCCACCAUCAUUGGGAGCCGCGAGCAACUGGCCAUGCUGCUGCAGCUUUAUGAGUACCAGCUGGAGCAUGAGGGUACCACAGGCUGGGAGAGUUUACUCUGGGUCGUCAAUCAACUGUUACCACAGCUUAUAGAGAUAGUCAGCAAAAUUAAUGUUGCUUCUACUGCCUGCGUCCACGAGUUCUCCAGGUUUUUUUGGCGCCUCUGCCGGACGUUUGGGAAAAUUUUUACAAACACUAAGGUAAAACCGCAAUUUCAGGAAAUUUUAAGACUGUCUGAAGAAAACAUUGAUUCCUCAGCAGGUAAUGGGGUGUUGACUAAGGCCACAGUCCCCAUCUAUGCCACAGGAGUCCUAACAUGCUAUAUUCAGGAAGAGGACCGCAAACUCUUAGUUGGAUUCUUGGAAGACGUAAUGACAUUGCUCUCGCUCUCUCAUGCUCCCCUUGACAGCCUGAAGGCUUCAUUUGUGGAACUCGGGGCAAACCCGGCCUACCACGAGCUGCUGCUGACCGUCCUGUGGUACGGUGUCGUCCACACCUCGGCUCUCGUCCGGUGCACGGCCGCCCGGAUGUUUGAGCUGUUGGUGAAGGGGGUGAAUGAAACCCUGGUAGCUCAGAGAGUUGUUCCUGCUCUCAUUACUCUCUCCAGUGAUCCUGAAAUCUCCGUCCGGAUCGCCACAAUCCCCGCUUUUGGAACCAUCAUGGAAACGGUGACUCAGAGGGAGUUACUGGAAAGGGUGAAAAUGCAGUUGGCUUCUUUCUUGGAAGAUCCCCAGUACCAAGAUCAACACUCUUUGCAUACGGAGAUCAUAAAAACAUUUGGAAGAGUCGGCCCUAAUGCAGAGCCUAGAUUCAGAGAUGAAUUUGUCAUCCCUCACUUGCACAAGUUAGCCUUGGCCAACAACCUGCAGUCGGUGGACUCCAAAAGACUGGAUAUUGCUACUCAUCUCUUUGAAGCCUACAGUGCACUUUCCUGUUGUUUUAUUUCGGAAGAUUUAAUGGUUAAUCACUUCUUGCCCGGGCUCCGAUGUCUGCGAACGGACAUGGAGCAUCUCUCUCCAGAACAUGAGGUGAUUUUAAGUUCCAUGAUAAAGGAGUGUGAACUGAAGGUAGAGAACAAGACUGUCCAAGAACCGCCCGGGUCAAUGUCGAUCGCUGCAAGUCUAGUGAGCGAGGAUACGAAGACCAAGUUUUUGAAUAAAAUGGGUCAGCUGACCACAUCGGGUGCCAUGCUGGCCAACGUGUUUCAGAGGAAGAAGUGACGGCCGGCGUGGGAAGGCGGUGGCCCCCGGGAAACACCGAGACGGAGACCUCGAGGGGACGGGCUCCCCGCGCUGGAAGUACUUGCCUUUCUAGUCCCCGUUUUACGUUCUGGCAGUUUGAUUUUAUUCUAACCUCCAAAGAUAUUUGCACUGCUUCUGACUCUUGCUGUGUGUGUUCAUAUUGGGGUUAUUACCGUGGUUGCUAGAAAACUGAAUUCUUAGUCUGUACCAAGUCUCUCUGUUCUGUGUUCUUGUCUUUCAGCAUCAUUUUUUUAUAUAGUGAAAAGUAUUUUUUUUAUUUCUGAUAUGGGAUAUCAGCAAAUAUCUGUAAUAUACAUUGAGCUAUUACGAUGGUACUUAAGAGAAUGUAAAUUUCAAGUCCUGGUCAUGAAGUAAUAAAAGUGGAGAUUACUUAUGUAUUUAAAUUAUGAAAGGAUAAUGCAGACUUUUUAUUGUUUCUCUACUGACUAGAAAGAGCCACCAGCAUUACUCUGUGCCUUUUGGACUCGAGUUUGGGAAUGCCGUAGGAAUGGUGUGCAUUCCACUCCAUUCAGCCAGCAUUCCCUCCGAUGCCGUAGGGAAUCUGAAGCCGAGAGGAGGGGAGGGCGGGCAGCGUCUUGGAGCUUUUUUUAGCACUGCUUUUCCAGUGCCAAACCGAGCACUCCAAGCGUGCGGGGGUGAAUUUGUCCAGAUGCCGCUGGGCUCCCGUGAAACACAGAAAGAACGUUGAUCCGGAGCCGGGCAGAGGCGAGUUGGCGUCGGCCUCGGGUGCCUCAGUGGAGCCAAAAUGUGGCAGAAACUCUCCUCGAGAAGUCAGAAUUGGCCUUCCUUCAUUCAAAAACCAUUUUCUUUCAUCAUUCCCAAAUAGCAGUUACUUAAACGAUGUUAUUUUGAGUGGUAGAUUGAAUUAACCGUUUUUAAAAAACUAGUCGGGUGUUUGGAGAUCUUUUCCUUUUUUCAGAGUAGAGCGCGUCCAAACGCUUCCCGUUAACGGGCAAGUUCAUCGGCAUUGCGUUUUUGGCUUUUGCCCGCGGGUUGUCGGACGUGGAUGAUGGGCGCGGCCGGUCUGCGGCCGGUGCCCGGGGGACCGUGGGGACGGUCUUUGUACAGACCGUUGGGAUUUGGAGUGUGAGAUGGUGUGUGAGAGAGGAUAGCUGAUUAGUUUGAGAGAGUUCCUUUCACAUUCUCCCAUUUAAGGGUUGCGUGGUGAAACCCAGCUCAAAUAGAGUGAGCACACCACUCCGCAGAUGGGCAGCGCGGGAUUGUUGCACGAAUUUGGUCCUGAUACCCUCUGAGCACCCUUAGGAAGCACCCUCAUUUCAGAUGACAGGUAGGGGAACUCGCUACAGAUCACAUUCCACCUUUGGAACAAUUCACCACGGGCCAAGUAUUUUCCAAACUCACGAUGAAAGACCCUUCUCUCAGUGAAAUGUCGGAAAACGAGACCACGCGCUGGGUUCCAGGCAUUCUCGAGGAAUUGGAAGUGGCUGAUUUCGUGUCAGAAAUGUCGAUCUCUUAUAAAUAAAGGGUUUUGCAUACUUGCUUUGUACUUUUCUAAUGCAACAGUAUUCUAUCCCAAAGUGGGAAGCGGAGAAAAACACAAACACCCAUUGCAUGAAAGUCUGGAAACUUUGCUUCAGUUUGAAAACUUAAUUUAUUGAUAAACUACUUCCUUGGCUUAAGUUAACUGAAAAGGGAAUUUGUUGCUGCUAUAAGAACAAUGUUAAUUUAUGGAAUGAUAGUUCAAGAAACUGUAAAACAUUGAAAGAAUAAAUGUAUAUUUGUGCCAAAACGCA
Messenger RNA from Ornithorhynchus anatinus (platypus), 5258 nucleotides. RefSeq names its product RAB11 binding and LisH domain, coiled-coil and HEAT repeat containing (gene RELCH). The record is from RefSeq and is a predicted model, not a curated record. Gene Ontology annotation, molecular function: protein binding. Lineage: Eukaryota; Metazoa; Chordata; Mammalia; Monotremata; Ornithorhynchidae. Gene Ontology annotation, cellular component: trans-Golgi network; recycling endosome. The transcript is spliced from 30 exons. The coding region runs from base 1 to 3462 and encodes 1153 amino acids. Gene Ontology annotation, biological process: intracellular cholesterol transport.